This is a messenger RNA of Globicephala melas (long-finned pilot whale), 2741 nucleotides long. RefSeq names its product glycerol-3-phosphate acyltransferase 2, mitochondrial. Lineage: Eukaryota; Metazoa; Chordata; Mammalia; Artiodactyla; Delphinidae. Gene Ontology annotation, cellular component: mitochondrial membrane. The record is from RefSeq and is a predicted model, not a curated record. Gene Ontology annotation, molecular function: glycerol-3-phosphate O-acyltransferase activity. Gene Ontology annotation, biological process: glycerol-3-phosphate metabolic process; fatty acid metabolic process; piRNA processing.
CAGAUUCCAGCCCUGGUUCUCACCACUGCCGGCCUGGGUGUUGUCUGUCUGUCCUGGGGUGGGGGGAUGGGGCUCACUCCAGGAGCCCCUGGUUGUGGCCCAGAUUCCAGUACCUCCUCCAUCCUUCUUCCUCUCCCCAGGUCAGGUUCCUCUGGAGAGAGAGAGAGGCAGAGGCGGCUGGUUCCCAGAUGUUAUAGACCCCGUGGACACCAUGUUGGAAGCCAGACUCCAAAGCCAGCAGAGAAGCAGCCAGCAUGGUCGGGAGGCCAGCCUGUGGUCCUCAGGUUUGGGGAUGAAGCUGGAGGCUGUCACCCCUUUCUUGGGGAAAUACCGCCCCUUUGUGGGUCGCUGCUGCCAGACCUGCACCCCCAAGAGCUGGGAGUCCCUCUUCCACAGAAGCAUAAUGGAUCUAGGCUUCUGCAGUGUGAUCCAGGUGAAGGAAGAGAACACCAGGUUUCGGGGCUGGCUGGUUCGGAGGCUCUGCUAUUUCUUGUGGUCCCUGGAGCAGCACAUACCCCCCUGCCAGGAUGCCCCACAGAAGGUCGUGGAAAGCACUGGGGUUCAGAAUGUCAUCCUAGGGAGGGCCCCAGGAGGGGCUGGGGAAGGCCAGGUGCCCAGCCACGUGAAGAGAGAGGUACAGCGCAUCUUGGGCCACAUCCAGGCCCCACCCCGCCCCUUCCUGCUCAGGCUGGUCAGCUGGGCACUGCUCCGGAUCCUGAACUGCCUCUUCCUGAACGUACAGCUGCACAAGGGCCAGAUGAAGAUGGUCCACAAGGCCGCCCAGGCAGGCUCGCCGCUCGUCCUCCUCUCUACCCACAAGUCACUUCUGGAUGGGAUCCUACUGCCCUUUGUGCUGCUCUCCCAGGGCCUGGGCGUGCUCCGUGUGGCUUGGGAUCCCCGCACCUGUUCCCCCAUCCUCAGAGCUCUGCUGAAGAAACUUGGGGGACUUUUCCUGCCCCCAGAGGCCAACCUCUCCCUGGACAGCUCUGAGGGGGUCCUUGCAAGGGCUGUAGUCCAUGCGGCUGUGGAGCAGCUGCUGGUCAGCGGGCAGCCCCUGCUCAUCUUCCUGGAGGAGCCGCCUGGGGCUCAAGGGCCUCGGCUGUCAGCCCUGGGUCAGACGUGGCUGGGACUGGUGGUGCAGGCGGUCCAGGUGGGCAUCGUCCCAGAUGCUAUGCUGGUGCCAGUGGCCAUCACCUACGACCUGGUUCCAGAUGCACCCCGUGACACAUACCACGCCUCGGCCCCUCUGGGGCUGUGGACCGGAGCUCUGGCUGUCCUGUGGAGCCUGCGAGGCUGGGGCUGCAGCCGCCGAGCCUGCGUCCGUGUGCAUCUGGCCCAGCCCUUCUCCCUGCAUGAAUACACCGUCAACGCCAGAAGCUGCUGGGGCAGCAGGCAGACCCUGGAGCAGCUGCUGCAGCCCAUCGUGCUGGGCCAGUGUACUGUCGUCCCCGACACUGAGAAGGUGCAGGAGUGGACCCCAGUAACCGGGCCCCUUCUGGCCCUGAAGGAAGAGGACCAGCUGUUGGUCAGGAGGCUGAGCUGUCACGUCCUGAAUGCCUGCGUGGCGAGCUCGGCGGUGAUGAGCACGGCCAUCAUGGCAACGCUGCUGCUGUUCAAGCACCAGAAGGGCGUGUGCCUGUCACAUCUCCUGGGGGAGUUCUCCUGGCUGACAGAGGAGACGCUGCUGCGUGGCUUUGACGUGGGCUUCUCAGGGCAGCUGCAGUGCCUGGUGCAGCACACGCUGAGCCUGCUGCGGCCGCACGUGGCCCUGCUGCGCGUCCAGCAGGGGGACUUGCUGGUGGUUCUGCGGCCCGGCCCAGGCCUCGCGCACCUGGCACGCCUGAGCUCCGAGAUGCUGCCCGCCUUCCUGAGCGAGGCCGUGGGUGCCUGUGCCGUGUGGGGGCUGCUGGUGGGCAGGGUGCUGCCUGAGGGACCCUGGGAGCUGCAGGGCAUCGAGCUGCUGAGCCAGAACCAGCUGUACCACCAGAUCCUGCUGCUGAUGCACUUGCUGCCGCAGGAGCUGCUGCUGCUGCAGCCCUGCCAGUCUUCCUACUGCUACUGUCAGGAGGUGCUGGACCGCCUCAUCCAGUGUGGGCUCCUAGUUGCCGAGGAGACCCCAGGCUCCCGGCCAGCCUGCGACACCGGGCGGCGGCGUUUGAGUGCGAAACUGCUGUGGAAACCAAGUGGGGACUUUACCGACAGUGACAGCGACGACUUCGAGGAGGCUGAGGGCCGGUACUUCAGGCUCAGCCAGCAGUCACGCUGCCCUGACUUCUUCCUCUUCCUCUGCCGCCUGCUCAGCCCGCUGCUCAAGGCUUUUGCGCAGGCUGCCACCUUCCUCCACCGGGGCCAGCUGCCAGAUACUGAGUCGGGCUACGCGGAGCAGCUGUUGCGGUUCUUAGAGGCCACCGCCCAGGAGGAAGGGUUCUUCGAGUGUGUGGACCCAAAUCUCGCCAUCAGUGCCGUCUGGACCUUCAGAGACCUGGGGGUGCUGCAGCAGAUGCCCAGCCCUGCAGGCCCCAUGCUCCACCUGUCCCCCACCUUUGCCAGCCGGGACAAUCAGGAAAAGCUGGAACGGUUCAUCCGGCAGUUCAUCUGUAACUAGAACUAGGAGGGGUCAGCGUUGAGACCUCCCAGCCCCAGAGCACAGCUGUGCCCUGGAGCCAGAAGGCUGGCCUGGGAGGAGCUGCAAACCCUCAGCUGGACUAUAACAUCUUUGAGGUCUGACUGCCCCUCGCCAU